This is a messenger RNA of Dromiciops gliroides (monito del monte), 8061 nucleotides long. RefSeq names its product SATB homeobox 1 (gene SATB1). The transcript is spliced from 13 exons. Bases 1046 to 3433 code for a protein of 795 amino acids. Gene Ontology annotation, molecular function: DNA-binding transcription factor activity, RNA polymerase II-specific; RNA polymerase II cis-regulatory region sequence-specific DNA binding. NCBI's taxonomy places the organism in Eukaryota, Metazoa, Chordata, Mammalia, Microbiotheria, Microbiotheriidae. Gene Ontology annotation, biological process: regulation of transcription by RNA polymerase II; chromatin remodeling. The record is from RefSeq and is a predicted model, not a curated record.
CUUCCCCCCCCCCCCCCCCACUCUCUCUCAGGCACACACAACAGCCCCGGGUAAAUAGGAAAGGACUGAUCCUCUCUGCUAUUUUGAGGAAGAGCGAAGGCUAAAUUAAAAGUGGUAUUUUAGUGCCUUUUCCCGUAUUUUUUUCGCUACACUUUACCCUCCGCCCUUACUACCACCCGGUAGAUCUCUUAGCUUGGGUUUGGAGGUUCAGGGAGAAAGUUUAGGCUUGUUAAUGUUACUGUCAAUUGUUUCUGGGGGGGGCGGGAUUGAGGGUGGGAGAAAGGUUGCUUUUUUUUUCUCCCCUUCUUUCCUCCCUGUGGUUCUCCUGGGUUAUUGGAGAAUAAUACUCCAAGUGACAGCCCGAAGUAGACUUUCUGCUUUUUUUACGCCGGAGAGCCUAUGAGAUAGAGAGCUGUAGAGAACCUUUUUUUUUCUCAUUAGACCUCGUCCGCAGUGAUUUUUUUCGCUUUUAAAGAAAAGAUAAUCAGCGACCACCCCCCCACACACACACCCCACACCCCCAAACAUCAUCUCAUUGUGGAGCUUAUAGUGCUUUUUGCUUUGUUUUUGAGAUUUUUUUUUUAACGUUUCACUUGUCAGAUCAAUUUUAUCCUCUCUCUACUCACUUCCCAGUCUCCUUCCUCCCCCAUCGAAAACCCUGUUCUCCAAGAGACAUUUGAAAAAAACAACAUUUUUUGAAUUCUGAUUUUUGCGCUCAUGGCUUCUCCUCAUCUUGACGUUUAUUUCUGCCCUUCCCCCGCUUAGUGGGGGAAGGGGGGGUGGGGGAGACAAAAUAAUACAAUUUAAGGGGGAAGUCGCCUUCAGGUCUGCUGCUUUUUUUUUUAAUAAUAAAAAAAAAAGGAUAUAGAAAAACAUCAGUCUUGAACUUCUUCCUCUUCAAGAUCUCGGGCUGCAAAGGAAAUCUCCUUUGUUUUUGUUAUUUAUGUGCUGUCAAGUUUUGAAGUGUGACCCCUCUCUGAACGUGUGGGCAAGAAAUUGCACUAAAAUGGAUUUCUAAAGGUGAUUUUUAGAGGCGGGACUGAGUAUGGAUCAUUUGAACGAGACAACUCAGGGGAAAGAACAUUCAGAAAUGUCUAACAAUGUAAGCGAUCCGAAGGGUCCACCAGCCAAAAUUGCCCGCUUGGAGCAGAAUGGGAGCCCAUUAGGAAGAGGAAGACUUGGAAGUACAGGAGCUAAAAUGCAAGGAGUGCCUUUAAAACACUCUGGACAUCUGAUGAAAACAAACAUUAGAAAAGGAACCAUGCUACCUGUUUUCUGUGUGGUGGAGCAUUAUGAAAAUUCCAUUGAAUAUGAUUGUAAGGAGGAGCACGCAGAGUUUGUGUUGGUAAGAAAGGACAUGCUUUUCAACCAACUGAUAGAAAUGGCAUUGCUGUCUCUUGGAUAUUCUCACAGCUCUGCUGCCCAAGCCAAAGGGCUAAUACAAGUUGGAAAGUGGAAUCCCGUUCCACUGUCCUAUGUGACAGAUGCCCCUGAUGCUACCGUUGCAGACAUGCUGCAAGAUGUGUAUCAUGUGGUGACAUUGAAAAUCCAGUUACACAGUUGCCCUAAACUAGAAGACUUGCCUCCUGAACAAUGGUCUCACACAACCGUAAGAAAUGCUCUGAAGGACUUACUGAAGGAUAUGAACCAGAGUUCAUUGGCCAAGGAGUGUCCCCUUUCCCAGAGUAUGAUUUCAUCCAUUGUGAACAGCACUUACUAUGCAAAUGUAUCAGCAGCAAAAUGUCAAGAAUUUGGAAGGUGGUAUAAACAUUUCAAGAAGACAAAAGAUAUGCUGGUUGAGAUGGAUAGCCUUUCUGAACUAUCCCAGCAAGGUGCCAACCAUGUCAACUUUGGGCAGCAGCCAGUCCCAGGGAAUACUGCUGAGCAGCCUCCAUCCCCUGUGCAGCUUUCUCAUGGCAGCCAACCAUCGGUCCGCACCCCUCUUCCAAACCUGCACCCUGGACUUGUAUCUACUCCUAUUAGUCCUCAGUUGGUAAAUCAACAGUUGGUGAUGGCUCAGUUGCUGAACCAGCAAUAUGCAGUGAACAGACUCUUAGCCCAGCAAUCCUUAAACCAACAGUACUUGAACCACCCUCCCCCUGUCAGUAGAUCUAUGAACAAGCCGUUGGAGCAACAGGUCUCUACCAACACAGAGGUGUCUUCCGAAAUCUACCAGUGGGUGCGAGAUGAACUGAAAAGAGCAGGAAUCUCCCAGGCAGUAUUUGCACGUGUGGCUUUUAACAGAACUCAGGGCUUGCUCUCAGAAAUCCUCCGAAAGGAAGAGGACCCCAAGACUGCCUCGCAGUCUUUGCUGGUUAACCUCCGGGCUAUGCAGAACUUCUUGCAGUUGCCGGAAGCUGAAAGGGAUCGAAUUUACCAGGAUGAAAGGGAAAGGAGUUUGAAUGCAGCCUCCGCUAUGGGUCCAGCACCUCUGAUAAGCACACCCCCCAGCCGUCCUCCCCAGGUAAAAACAGCGACGAUUGCCACGGAGCGGAAUGGCAAGCCAGAGAACAAUGCCAUGAACAUUAAUGCUUCCAUUUAUGAUGAGAUUCAGCAGGAAAUGAAGCGAGCAAAGGUGUCCCAAGCACUCUUUGCAAAAGUUGCAGCAACCAAAAGCCAGGGGUGGCUAUGUGAACUGUUACGCUGGAAAGAAGACCCAUCUCCAGAAAACAGGACCCUAUGGGAGAAUCUCUCCAUGAUCAGAAGGUUCCUCAGUCUUCCUCAGCCUGAACGAGAUGCCAUUUAUGAACAAGAAAGCAACGCAGUUCAUCACCAUAGCGACAGACCUUCCCACAUUAUCCAUGUUCCAGCAGAACAGAUUCAGAGCCCCUCUCCCACCACCCUUGUGAAAGGAGAGCCUAGAGGUACUUUCUCACCAAGCCUGCUGACCCCUGGACCAUGGCUGGGUGCUGCUCCACAGCAGCAGCAACAGCAGCAGCAACAGCAGCAGCAGCAGCAACAGCAACAGCAACAGCAACCCCAGUCCCAACAACAGCAGCCUGGGCCCCGCCUUCCCCCUAGGCAGCCUACUGUCGCUUCACCGGCCGAAUCAGAGGAUGAAAAUCGGCAGAAGACCCGACCAAGAACCAAAAUUUCUGUUGAAGCUCUGGGCAUUCUACAGAGCUUUAUACAAGAUGUAGGCCUGUAUCCAGAUGAAGAAGCAAUCCAGACUCUCUCUGCCCAGCUUGACCUUCCCAAGUAUACAAUUAUUAAGUUCUUUCAGAACCAGCGAUAUUACCUGAAGCAUCAUGGGAAACUGAAGGACAAUUCGGGUUUAGAGGUGGAUGUUGCAGAGUAUAAAGAAGAAGAGUUGCUGAAAGAUUUGGAAGAAAGUGUCCAAGAUAAAAAUGCAAACUCCCUUUUUUCAGUGAAAUUAGAAGAAGAAUUAUCAGUGGAAGGGAACACGGACAUUAAUACUGAUCUGAAAGACUAAGAUAAAAGUAUUAUUUUCAUUCAACAGUGCCACUGGUAUUAACUAAUUAAAUGAAAAUUCCAUCUCGCAUUCUCUCCGAUACCUUUGUUGUUCAUUGUUUGGCCAAUGAGUCUUCAGAAACUUGCACACACGCACACACGCACAGACACACCACAUAUACAAACACGCAUAUACAAGCAUACAGACACAUGAAAUGAAAAAAAAAAGGAUAAUGCAGACCGCUAAAUGUUUUACUCUGUUUUACAAACUGCUCUACAGCUACAGAUAAAGCAUUGAGGAUUUUUUGAUAUUAAUUUGUGUUCACUGGCUACACCCUGUUGUAUCCAAUAAGCAUGAUACCAGUGAUUUUUGAUUCUGGAGCUUUCAAAGAAGCAUUACAACUUAAGUGAUUAUUGUUUCAUUUUUAUUAUUAUUAUUAUUAAUUAUUAUUAUUAUUAUUACUGUAACACUCCACACUUGAUCUUUGGAAACUCACACUUAUUUUAAAGAAAAAGAGAGUUUGUUGCUCUUGCUCUAUUGUAUGUUACAAAAGAACUAUAUACUGUGGAAUGCAGUUUUAAAAUAACACACGCCAACAAAUGCCUUGUAUUAUAUGGCACUGCCGUAAUUCAGAUUUGUUUUCUUUUUUGGAAAUAAAAGGUCACUGUAAUAUUUUUUUUCAUUUUCAUUGUUACAUGAUUUUUAAAAAUGGAAAGAAAAUGUGAAACACAAUUUAGUCCUCAUUAUUUAUUUGUAGAUCCUGCAGCAUCAUGUUGUAAUUAAUUUUUUUUUGGAAGUUUCCGUUAAGUGUAAUAUUGCUUCUCUUGUUCUCAUACUGAUUCUUUUCUAUUUAUAAAUGUAUUUUGAUGGGCAGUAAAACAAAGUGUCUUAAAAGUUUUAAAUAGAGAAAAUGUGCUUUACACAGUUGCCUAUAAAAAGUGCUCGAUGUUAUCCAAGCAAUUCAUACUAUAAGCUUCACUCUUAUUGUUGUAUGCAAUUUUUACUAUCAUGCAAAUAAGCUUAGGUAAAUAAAACUAAUAGAUCACCUUAGAAACUUAUGCAAUUAAUGUGAAAAUAAUUGAUGUUUGCAAUGUGUCUUCCUUUGGUUUACAAUCAAUUUUAAAGCUACAUCUGUAUAAAUUUUCUGUACAAAGGUGUAUUUCUUUUUUAUGAGUUUAUUGCUAUGAAAACACCAGUUAUUUUGUUACAGCUGGCUGUUUUUACAAGUGUAUCACAAUUUUCUUUAUGCAGAACUGUUCUGACUAGGAGUGGUUAUUGACUGUAACUACACAAUUAAAAUUGUUUGUAUGGUAUGCUAUGGGAGGGUUUGUCUGCUUAUGUGUACUCACUGUAAAGGAGCUUGAAGGGAUUGCCCUCUCUCUAGGUGGCUGAUAGUACUCUCUCAGCAGGACCUUGUGGAUUUGAGAGAGCCUGUCUGAAAAGCUCUCUCAAGACUUGUAUUAGCCUUUGUAAAAUGUACAUGUUGAUGGCAUGUGUGUACGUGUGUAUGACACACACACACACACGUACAUUUGAAGCUCCACAAUGAAAAUCAUAACCUGCUUUGUCUUGACUAACAUUUUGCCUGCUAAACAGGGAUAGCAGGAUAGAUAGUCUGAGUCAAAAAGCUAUCAGGCACAAACAUAUUUACAAUCCCUAGCAGCAAUGCUCUAAUAAUGGAUACAGCUGCUUUUAUUUUAUGCUACGUGAAUUACACUCACACUUUUACUUCUAUUAAUGUAUAAACACUUUAAAAGGCCAUUAAUAGUCACAUAAAAUAAACAGAAAAAAAUGGCCCUUUAAGAAAAUUCCUUAGUAAGCAAGAUUUUGAAGAAUAGUUAUUAGCUGUUAGUAAUUCCAAAUAACUUUUGAGUUCAUCAAACUGCCUAUGUUCUUCUAGGUCUAGGAACUACUACUACCUUAGGAAUAUGAGAACACAAAACCUGAAGCCUUGAGGCUAGGCAUGUUACAUUAUGACUUCAUUUUCUCCUAACAUUGGUUUUAUAUUGAGUUAACUAAUCCUAGGGAGACUAAACCUUAGAUUACAGAGUAGCAAAAUUAAACAUGCUAAUUGUCAGAGAAUGAAGUGAGGAUAUAGUUAGAAAAGAUUUUAUUCAGAUUUUGAUUUUUUUGCAAUUAUUUUUGCCUAACUUCUGUUCUUAAUGUUUUCCUUAGGUUUUCUGAACACAGCUAAGGGGGGCUAUGAGUUUUCUUGAGAAGGGAUCCCUGAUUGCCCAUUUCCUUUCAGACCACCAUUUGCCCUACCCCAGAUGAUAUCUGGACUCCUUCAACAUUGAAUUUUUACUUAAGAAACUGAAUUGGGAGCAUUGGAAACUCCCAGUUCACCUUUAAACUACUAUUUAAUAUUGAAGCACAGCUAAGCUGCUCAAGAGGCAGUUGGUUUCCCACAAACUUCAAACUCUACCCCAAAAAGUUUCCAGUUCCUUUGAUUUAAUAAGACUUCAACUUUUAAUGCAUCUCAAUUCACUAUGAACCAAGAAGGGAAUCAUUUGAUGGAGGAGUUGAAAUUAGUGAGAAUAAAAACACUAGCCAAGUAACUAUAUUCCUCAUGUUUUUACUUAGAAAAAUAUGAUAUAUAAAUAUGUUUUUUCCCCAAAACUUCCCUUUUUCUCACUUCCUCUGAAAAGGGACUGGUGGUAGAGAAGGAAACUGAAAUAUUUUGGUGGUUGUGUGUGUGUGUGGGGGGGGGUUGUUUGUUUUGUUGUUUUUUUUAAUUUAAGGCAAGGUACCAAGACACACACCACAACACUUAAUUUUUGACCUGAAUCCCCAGCCUCCAGGUAAGGUUUUUCUUUCUCAUUCCAAAAGGCUCCUCAUUUUCUUUUGGAUUGGAAAAUAGAAUGGAUUGGUUCACUUGCAUUGUAAAUACUCACCAACAAUAACUGAUUACAUUCUUAAGAAAUAUCAUUUAAUUCCUUUAAAGGAAAAUGGUUAUAUUAAAUAAUUUGCCAAGAAGAAAUGAUGCUAGUAAUCUGAGGGGCCGUGGUGAGGCAAUGAGCUUAAGAGAGAGGCUGCUUUAGAGAAAGAUCAUACUUGGAUGGUACAUUGAUCUGGAUAGUCCUCCCUCGGUAUCCUGUAUGCAUCGUGACUGGCCUCUUAAAGGCACUGUGCUCUAGCAGAGCAUUUAUCUGGAGUCCAAGGAUCUGGCUUUGAAGCCCAGCCCUGCUAUUAACUACUAAUGACUGGGUAAGUCUUUCACAUCUGUAGACCUCAAUUUCCUCAUUUGUAAAAUGAGAGCCUUAGACUAGCUGGUCUCUGAAGUCCCCUUCCGGCUCUAAAUCCAAUGAUUUCUUUAUGUGCCAAGAGGUUUAUGUGCUAAAAGUCCAUUUAACAAGCUUCAUUAUGUGAAAAGUAUCUCAGAGACCUUUUAAAGGUACACAUGACAUAGCAUGCUGUACUCAAGUAGGUUGGCAGAGUCGGGUAGUUCAAAGAUGAUAUUCAGUCCUAUGAAUCUGAAUUUGUGAUGAACUCCUUCACUCAGCAUUCUCCCCCAAUAUGUAGAACACUCUGUGGUCAUACAUACCUGUAUACUAUGCAAAAAUAAUACUGUUGACAGUGUUUUCUUGGCCAGUAGUAUGCAGAGUUGAGACAUGCCUUCCUAGAAGACAAGGUAACUUAUGAGUGUCCUAAUUACAUGGUACUUAGUUUCAAAGAAUGUGCAUAAUGUGUACAUUGAUUAACACCUUAGGAUUUCUAAUGCCAAUCUUAAGAAAAAAUAUUUGUCAAAUAUAAAUGACUAUGCUUAGCCAAGUACAUAAGUUAAAACUAAAUAUUUUCAAGUAUCUUAAGGUUGGCACAGUGGAUACAGCAUUAGUCCAUAAGGUUGAGUCAUACACACUGGUAGGUAUCCAGCAACCAUCCAGUUCUACCCCACUCCCAGAUGCUAACAGCCAUUUAACAUACAAGUCUUUAUGUAUUGUACAAUCCUAUUCUUACUGAGUGGAGUGUACUUAACCGCCUCUUAAUGUUAUGAGAAAGCAAUUUCUAUAGAUGUGCACCAUUAGAUGAUGGAAAUGGAAUCCUAUGUAUAUGUGCAUAGGCCCUCAAUAAAAUGUGUUGAAUGAAUAUACCAUAGAAGAAGUCAAGCAAGCCAAAUUCUUACCUAUUAGGAUGUUAUCACCAUCUUUCUCCUACAGAUCAGGAAACUAAAAGACAUUAAAAAUGCAAUGGUCUUCUCUGAUCUCUCUCCCUGAUACUUCUUACCUUUCUUAAGCAAUUACAGAAUCUGAGUUGGAAGGGGCUUUCCAAUCCAUUCCAUGACACACCUCACAAGUAGUUAUCCAGCCACUGUUUGAACCCAGUGUCUCCCAAGGCAGGCCGUUUCACUUGUAGAUAGCUCUGUUGGUUAGGAAGGUUUUCCUUAUGUCAAGCCUAAGGAAUAAGAAAUCAAAUAAUCAUUUUGCCAACUUAAGGAUGCACAUGAUUUUCUUAGUAUCUCUUCUGAAGCAAUUUAUAUCAUUUCAGUGCAAAAGCUAAGUACUUGCAUGAUUUUCUGCAGUAGCUAAAGGAGAAGGCAUUAACAUGCAUAUUAUUAAUGAAAAUAUAUACGAUAUGCUCAUUAAUGGAGUGUGGUCAGAGGUAUAUAUCAACAUACUGUACCUGUGUUAUAAUUAAUUCCACAUGUUGAA